This is a messenger RNA of Melampsora larici-populina 98AG31, 627 nucleotides long. RefSeq lists its product as uncharacterized. The record is from RefSeq and is a predicted model, not a curated record. NCBI's taxonomy places the organism in Eukaryota, Fungi, Basidiomycota, Pucciniomycetes, Pucciniales, Melampsoraceae. The transcript has 3 exons. Bases 1 to 627 code for a protein of 208 amino acids.
AUGUUUGCCUCACCUAUGGACUGGACCACUCCGGAUCGAAGACCCUCUGAGAAUCAGAUGACGGAUGAAUCACCCUCAACACCUCACCGUUUUCUACAACCUCUCUCACCCAGCUCCAGCGACGAUGAUCGUGAACCUAUGCAAUCGAUGGAUCCUUCCAUUCGACAAUUGGCCAACACGCUUUCUAUGUCUACUGUAGAGGAUCAUAUGAACUGGGAGGACUCGGUUACAACCUAUCAUCAUCUUGAUCGCAUGCGCUUCGACCAGAGAGCAAGGAUUCCCUUGAUCACAGUCGAGGGGAGGAUUGUAUCGUACGAUGUUUCGAGCGGAGGAAGGAAUGGGGCCACAACGACAUCGAAUGAUGUGACUCCAGCGGGUCUUCUUCCCGGCUUAGGAGUCGGUGAUUCUUCUAUAUUUCUCAGUGCUUCUUUUUCGACUCAGUACCCGCUAAGUGACAUGAAGAAACGUAAACUCAGCGAUGCGGAGAACGACGAGUUUUCGUCGACUGAUAAUAACGAAAACAAUGCACAAACACCCUCGCUUUUACCUCUUCCUCAAGUGCCUGGGAUAGAAUCAGGCCCAUAUUCCCAUUGUGAUUACCAUCAAAAGCGCGCGCGGAGAUUUUGA